Molecule: messenger RNA, 2578 nt
Organism: Salarias fasciatus (jewelled blenny)
Lineage: Eukaryota; Metazoa; Chordata; Actinopteri; Blenniiformes; Blenniidae
Gene: pgm2
Product: phosphoglucomutase 2
Exons: 13
Coding region: 117-1952 (611 amino acids)
Biological process (GO): carbohydrate metabolic process; purine ribonucleoside salvage
Cellular component (GO): nucleus
Molecular function (GO): magnesium ion binding; phosphopentomutase activity
Source: RefSeq, a predicted model, not a curated record
AGCAUCCAGUCAGUCCUGCUUCACUUUCCGUCUGUGGUGAGGGAGUCCUGAUCGCAGUGACCGUGUCACCGGAGGCAGAACGCUGGAUAACAUCUCGACUCGGACCAACAGGACCAAUGGACAACUGUUCGGUCUCCACCGGGGACAGCAAGCUGGACCAAGCCGUCCGGCAGUGGCUGCAGUAUGACCGGAACCCAAAAACAGCAUCGAUGGUGCAGGAGAUGGUGAAGGAUGGAGCGACGGAGGCUUUGAAGAAAUGCUUGUCCUCCAGGAUGGAGUUUGGUACAGCGGGCCUGAGAGCAGCGAUGGGCCCCGGAACGUCCUGCAUGAAUGACCUGACCAUCAUUCAGACCACACAGGGUUUCUGUUGCUACCUGGAACAGAGUUUCGGGGACCUUAAAGAGCGAGGGGUGGUGAUCGGGUACGACGCCCGGGCUCACCCUCCCAGCGGCGGCGGCAGCAAACGCUUCGCCAGCCUGGCCGCAGCGGUGUUCAUCAGCCGAGGCGUUCCGGUUCACCUCUUCUCCGACAUCACCCCAACUCCUUUUGUGCCUUUUGCUGUUUCCCACCUGGGACUGUGUGCCGGUAUCAUGGUGACAGCUUCACACAACCCCAAACAGGACAAUGGCUACAAGGUGUACUGGGAAAACGGGGCCCAGAUUGUGUCUCCUCAUGACAAAGGCAUCUCUAAAGCCAUUGAGGAAAACCUGAAGCCUUGGCCCGAGUCCUGGAACACAGAGGAGGCCUCCAAGAGCUCCUUGAUGAAAGACCCGUACGAGGAAAUCCACACACAAUACUUCAAAGCCAUCCAGACACACUGUCAUCACAGGGAGAUAAACAAGAGCUCAGAGGUGAAGAUCGUGCACACGUCGGUUCAUGGCGUCGGUCACGCGUUUGUCCAGUCGGCUUUCAAGGCCUUUGAUCUCCACCCUCCGUACGCCGUGGAGGAGCAGAAAGAUCCCGACCCCGAAUUCCCCACAGUCAAAUAUCCCAAUCCCGAGGAGGGCGAAGGAGUCCUGACGCUGUCGUUUGCGCUUGCAGACCGGGUGGGGGCCUCCGUCGUGCUGGCAAAUGACCCGGACGCUGAUCGACUGGCCAUGGCAGAAAAGCAGCAGAAUGGGCAGUGGAGAGUGUUCACCGGCAAUGAGUUGGGCGCUCUGCUCGGGUGGUGGAUUUUCCGCUGCUGGAAGGAACAAAACUCCGACGCCGCCGCUGUGAAGAACCUGUACAUGCUGUCCAGCACCGUCUCUUCCAAAAUACUCCGUGCCAUCGCUCUCAAGGAGGGCUUCCACUUUGAGGAAACGUUAACAGGGUUCAAAUGGAUGGGGAACAGAGCCAAAGAUCUUCUGGACCAGGGCAAGAUGGUUCUGUUUGCAUUUGAAGAGGCCAUAGGGUACAUGUGCAGUCCCUCCGUGCUGGACAAGGAUGGCGUCAGUGCCGCAGCCAUAGCGGGAGAGAUGGUAUCCUACCUGGCAACGGAAAACAUCAGCGUUUCCCAGCAGCUCACUACCAUCUAUGAAGAGUAUGGCUAUCACUUAAGUAAGAACUCCUACUUUAUCUGCCACGACCAGACUGUGAUCCGCAGCCUGUUUGACCGCCUGCGGAACUCCGGUGGUCAGAAAAACUCCUACCCCACCGACUGUGGAGCCUUUUCCAUCUCGACCGUGCGAGACUUGACCACCGGCUACGACAGCAAUCAGCCCGACAAAAAAGCUGUCCUUCCCACCUCCAGUUCCAGCCAGAUGAUCACCUUCACCUUCUCUAACGGAGGCGUCGCCACCAUGAGGACCAGCGGCACCGAGCCAAAGAUCAAAUACUACACCGAGCUCUGUGCCGCUCCUGGGAACAGUGACGUGACACACCUGAAGAAGGAACUGGACGACUUGGUCGACGCCAUCAUUGAAAACUUCUUCGAGCCAGAGAAGAAUAAACUUCAGCCCAAACCAGAGUAGCGCCGGUCGACAGAGGGCAGCUCAAAUCAUGUCUUAAUAACUCCACAACACAUUUUGGUUUCAUACAGGCUUUUUCGGUUUUUAUAACAUUGAAUUUUUUUUAAUCCAUUUAGAUUUUUGUUGAUCUUUAAAAAGGAGAAAUCUUUAUGGUAGGAUUUGGAACGCAAAUCUAGAUAUUCUUGAUUUUAUCUUUAAUAUUCAUCUGUCAGAACUCUUAACUUCACGUGUUGAAUUCAGGUUUACUCUGUCGGAGUAAUGGAGGAAGUGAAAUAUUUGAGCAUUCUAUAUCCACAACCAUUCCUGCUUCUGGACUGCGAUGUUAGAAUCACUGACUAAAGUCACCUGUAUUUAAUAUCAUGGAUUCCAAACUUUACUAACAGUCGCUGUGCUGCUAUUCUGAAAAUUCACAAGACAUUUUGUUUGAAAACUGCUCAAGAUGCUGUAUUUUUUAUUUUUUAUUUUAAUGUUGUGAACUGCUGUUAAACUGAGAUGUUUGUUAUAGAUUCGGGAGAUUUGACAUUACAGAUGACUGUAGAUUAUUUUAAAGUCUUAAACCUGGCCUACCUGAGAUGGUAAUAUUGCUGAUUUAACGGCAAAUAAAGUUCAUUUGGGACCACAAACUUGUU